UGGCAGAGGAAAGGCAUAAUCGUCAUUGAUGAGUCGUCUCCUCGAACCCAAACCCAAAUCCACAAUCCACCCUUCUGUUGCUGACGACAUGGCCGCCCACGGCAAGCCCAGCCCCAAGCCGCCGGGCGCUCCCGCUCCGCCGCCGCCACCGCCACCGCCGUCGGUGGCGGAGGCGAAGAAGGGGUUCAUGCGCCGGAUGUUCCCCUUCCUCCUCGCCGUCAACCUCUUCGUCGGCGCCUACGUGGUCGUCAGGACCUACUACAAGGACUCGCCGUCGAGCAAAGGCGCCGCCGAGGCCGAUCCUGCUUCGACCGCCGACAAGCCCGCUCCUGAACCUGCUGCUGCCGUGCCCGCCAAGGCGUUCCCCCCGAUCCCGGAAGAGGAGCAGCGCAGGGUGUACAUGUGGAUGCUGGAGGAGAAGCGCAAGGUGCGGCCGCGCGACAAGGCGGAGAAGAGGAGGCUCGACGACGAGAAGGCGCUGCUCAAGGAGAUCAUCAGAGCAGAGUCGCUUCCAAAACUGUGAAUUGUUGCUCGCUGUCUGAUGUGUGUUCUCGUGUGAAUGGUUUGGGCCUGGUUGGAAGUUGGAUCAGCUAGUUGUGUGUGUGUGUGCGUGUGUGGUAUCGUCCAAGUCGGCGUGUCUGGAUUUGGCCUCGAUUUCUCAAGAUCAACCUUGCAUUGUUUUCUGUGGAUGUAAACUACAAGUGUUGCUUAUGUUGGUUUUAUAAUCACGGCAAUGGGGUUUCUUAAGAGAUUA
Molecule: messenger RNA, 754 nt
Organism: Lolium perenne
Lineage: Eukaryota; Viridiplantae; Streptophyta; Magnoliopsida; Poales; Poaceae
Source: RefSeq, a predicted model, not a curated record